Molecule: messenger RNA, 285 nt
Organism: Trichoderma harzianum CBS 226.95
Lineage: Eukaryota; Fungi; Ascomycota; Sordariomycetes; Hypocreales; Hypocreaceae
Exons: 3
Biological process (GO): mRNA splicing, via spliceosome
Cellular component (GO): U6 snRNP; U4/U6 x U5 tri-snRNP complex; Lsm1-7-Pat1 complex
Molecular function (GO): RNA binding
Source: RefSeq, a predicted model, not a curated record
AGUUUCUUCAAGACGCUCAUCGACCAUGAGGUCACCGUGGAGCUCAAAAACGACAUCCAGCUCAAGGGCAUUCUGAAAAGCGUGGACCAGUACCUCAACAUCAAGCUCGAUGACAUCCAAGUAGUAGAGGAGCUCAAGUACCCUCACUUGAGCUCCGUCAAGAACGUCUUCAUUCGUGGUUCCGUUGUGCGAUAUGUUCACCUUCCUGCGGCGUCGGUUGAUACUCAACUAUUGGAGGAUGCUACUCGAAGAGAAGCUGCUGCACAGCAGGCGAAAGCGAAAUAA